Messenger RNA from Rattus norvegicus (Norway rat), 5090 nucleotides. RefSeq names its product tripartite motif-containing 69 (gene Trim69). The record is from RefSeq and is a predicted model, not a curated record. Lineage: Eukaryota; Metazoa; Chordata; Mammalia; Rodentia; Muridae. Gene Ontology annotation, biological process: positive regulation of cGAS/STING signaling pathway; protein localization to centrosome; protein ubiquitination. Gene Ontology annotation, molecular function: ubiquitin protein ligase activity; ubiquitin-protein transferase activity. Gene Ontology annotation, cellular component: nuclear speck; nucleus; centrosome.
AGGGUGGAAAACAGGAAUGGGGUAUUGACUGUGGAUCAAGAAGAGAAAUCAAGGAGAUAUUUAACAUACAGCCUUUACCUUCUAUACUCUCUCUAUGCCUCUGGAUAAACAGAAAUUAGAGAUGUGGGUAAGAAAGUAAGAAAGUCCACCAUAACUUUUUGAAAAUAAUUAAGAUAAACAUCAUACAAAAGCUUACCUCUUUAUUAAUAUAACUUUAUUAUCUUUAGAUGAAAAAUUAUUAGUUAUAACAGUUUUUCAUACUAUAGGUAUUGGUAUGUUAUAUUUACAACAGAGGUACAGUUAAACGUUUUUUAAAAUUACAUUUAAAAAUUAUUUUGUGUACGUGUGUGGAUGUGCACAUGUGUGGAAGUCAGAGGACAAUCUGCAGGAGUGGGCUUACUUCUUCCACUAUGUGGAUUCAGGGACUGAAUUUGGGUCGUCUGGCUUAGAGGCAAGCGUCUUUACCUGUCAGCCAUCUCACCAGCCCAGUUAAACGUUUUAAAUAAACACCUUAAAACUAAAGGGGCUGGAGCGAUGGCUCAGUGGUUAAGAGCACUGACUGCUCUUCCAAAGGUCCUGAGUUCAAAUCCCAGCUACCACAUGAUGGCUCACGACCAUCUGUAAUGGGAUCUGAUGCCCUCUUCUGAUGUGUCUGAGGAUAGUGACAGUGGACUCACAUAAAUAAAUAUAUAUGUUAUAUGCAAAUAAAUUAAUGCUGAGUGGUUGAGGUACAGAUUUAGGAUUUACUUAUGUAGAUAGAGGCUGAACAUGAAGUCAUGAAGUCACUCACUUGUUAAGAAGAGAGUAUAGAGCUAGAAGAAGGCCAGAGAAGAUACUGAGGAUAGAAAGAGGAAUGAAAAUUACUCAUGGCAAAAAACCAAAACACAAUAAACAAAACAAAAACCAGGGUAAUAGUGCAAUCAGGGCAAGGAUAGAAUCUCAGGAGUGUAGAGACCAAGAGCAUGCUUAAGGGACAAAGGUUCAGACACGCCACAGCGAGGUUAUGUGUUAGGCAUAAGGAUACACAAUGAAUCAAAGGACACUGAAGUAGUUAAUGCUUGUUUUCUCUAUAAUUGUUGUGCUGCUGUUUUUUAAGACAAAGUUUUGCUGUGUAGCUCUGGCUGUCCUGGAAUUUGAUCUGUAGACCAGGAUGGGCUUGAACUCAUAGAGAUCUGCCUACCUCUGCUUCCUGAGUGCUGGUAUUAAAGGUGUUCGCCACCACCACUAGGCUAUAAUUGCUUUUUUAGAGUGUGUGUGUGACUGUCCAUGGAGAACAGAAGAUUUUGAUCCCUUGGAGCUGGAAUUACAGGGAUUUGUGAGUUCUGGGAUCUGAAUUCUAGUCUUCUAAGGUAGCAGUAAGUGCUCUUAACCAUGGAGCAGUCUUUCCAGCCCUGUUCUUUGUAACUCUGUCAAUGAACUGACUCUACCUGCCACCUCUCCAUUUCUUUUGCUUCUUGUUUAAAAUGUAUAUGCCAGAUCCUGCUUCUGCUGUCCUUCCUUCCUUCCUUCCUUCCUUCCUUCCUUCCUUCCUUCUGACAGGGUCUCUCUCUCUCAGCUCUUGCUGUCUUAGAAUUUGAUAUGUGGACCAGACUGGCCUCCAUCUCACUAUGUUUCUUUAAUGACUUCUUGUGUUCUACACUGUGUCACGGUGAUCUUCAGCAGUUGUUCCUGUAGUUUGUUUUCAGAUUCAUGAGAGACUCUGGUUUGUGUAGUCAUCUUUUGCAUUAGGUAGCAGUUGCUGGACAGCCUGAGAAAUGACUCAGAAGUCUGUGGUCUGAGAAAGGAAGUGGAAGCCACCUGGCAUGGGCAGGCCUGACCCUGUAGCAUAAACUGUGGGGACGGCAGUUAUCGUAAACUAACACAUUUGGUAGAUGUUGAACAUAAAUCGUAAUUUAAAAAGUCAACUCUACAAAGAAUGACAUAGAAUUGUUUAUUUUGUAUAUAAACAUUGGCUUUGAGUCUCCUUUCCUAUGGGCUGCAAAGAAACUCAAUUCAUACAUAUUCUUUGAGAAAUGGCCCCACAGAGAGUAUGAUCAUACAGACACGUGUGAGUGUCCAGGUGCAUACGUGUGUGUGCUCACACAGAGGCUAGGAGAAGGAUGUUGGAUGUCCUGCUUUCAUUACUUGUCUUGUCAAGGUGGUGUAGUACGCUGAAAUCCACCCCGCCUCACCACAACUCUCUCCUAAACACAUAUACAUGUGUACACACACAUGCAUAUCUUUCCCUCAAUGUAUAGAAAUGUUGGAAAAAUGCUAGUGAAAAAUUAAGUUUUUGUUUUUGAAUGGAGAAAUAAUAAAAGCAAUGGUUUCCCCUUCAAAAGAACCUCUCUUUCUUUGUAAUCAAAACUGUGAGGUGCGACCCACGAGUGCUGGCAAAUGCCUGUAACCGUAGCACUUGGAGGGAACAGGCAGGAAGCUUCUGAGUGUGAGGGGAGCCUGGGCAAUAAUUUGAGACCCUGUCCCAAACAAACAACUCAAGGAGAAUGAAAAAGACAGGAAAAACAAAAAGCAAAAUGCCAGACAACCCCUUUACGACUUUAAGAAGCUCCGGUACCAGCUUAGGAAAGACUACAAAAUACAGUAAAGGCCAAACAAAAUGUGUGAGGGACAAGGGAUGCAAACCUUGCAUAAAGACAGAGUGACACCAUUUUCCAAAGGAAGUGCUUCAUCCUACGAGGCAACAACAAACGACCAUGAGAACAGAAAAGUUGCCUUCCUAGAUCCCCAGUCACAAAGGUGCAAGGUGGAAGAAGGCAGAAUCCACCUGGUGGGGAGGUGGAGUGGAUGAGACACUGAUCCUAGUGGGGAGAGCUUAUGUGCACAUUGUUUCAAAAAAAAAAAUGUAGGGGUUGGAGAUUUAGCUCAGUGGUAAAGCGCUUGCCUAGCAAGCACAAGGCCCUGGGUUCGGUCCCCAGCUCCGAAAAAAAAAAAGAAAAACAAACAAACAAACAAAAAUAUGUAAACCUCAAUUACAGACCUGCCUCCUUGUUCGUGUAAGUCUUUUCUAAAUAGCCCACUGGGGAAGAACUCACCUCCCUCACUCAUAUCUGAAGAAACAAGGAAACUGGGGUGGAGGGAGGGCUCAGUGCACAAAAUCCUUGCCUAACUGGUGAGCUCCAGGACAAUGACAUGCUGUUCAAAGAAGGUGGACUGUAUUCCUGAGGAUGACACCUAAAGUUCUUCCAGCACCAGCACCCCCAUCCCUCCCAAUACACACAAAGGAAAAGUUAGUGGCAAUUAUAAAAUAAGAAAGGGAUAAAGUUUUUCAGAGCAAAGAAAGAGAGCCGCGUGGUCCUGGAGAGCAUGAAUAAGGGAAUGGGAGGACAGCAAGGCUCUCCAAUGCCCGCCCAUCUGCGCCCAGUGGGUGUUUCCGGAAAAGAAACUGAAAGCACAGCAUGGUGGCUCCUGUCCGGUUUAACCCCAGUCCGGAGGCUGGGGUUAACACAGUGGAAGGCCGGAGCUAGGGCAAGCGGGCCCUGGGUGCUUAUGAACAGCAGUUCCACGGCUGCUGCGACUGAAACAACUUUGGUGGCUCUUUAUCAGGUAUCUUCUAGGCCCCCCUCCAACUUUGAUCCAGGCAACUAUGUUGAAGUGAGUGAUCCGAGCACCCACUUACCCUCCAAAGUGGUGAUACAGGAUAUUACCACAGAGCUGCACUGCCCGCUGUGUAACGACUGGUUCCGAGACCCGCUGAUGCUCACCUGCGGCCACAACUUCUGUCAAGCCUGUAUUCAAAACUACUGGAAGAUGCAGGCGAAGGAGACGUUCUGCCCCGAGUGUAAGAUGCUGUGUCAGUACAGCAACUGCACGUUCAACCUGGUGCUGGAGAAGCUGGUGGAGAAGAUUAAGAGGCUACCCCUGCUCAAGGGCCAUCCCCAGUGCCCAGAGCACGGCGAGAACCUGAAACUGUUCAGUAAGCCAGACGGGAAAAUGAUCUGCUUUCAGUGCAAGGAUGCCCGGCUGUCCAUGGGCCAGUCUAAGGAUUUCCUGCAAAUCUCUGAAGCCGUCCGUUUCUUUACGGAGGAGCUUGCUAUCUAUCAGAGCCAACUUCAGACAACCCUGAAGGAGCUUCAGUCUCUCAGAACAAUGCAAAAAGAUGCUAUUGCUGCUUACAAGGACAACAAGAUACAACUGCAACAAAACCUUUCCUUGGAGUUUCUAAAGCUGCAUCAGUUUCUGCACAACAAAGAAAAGGACAUUCUCAAUGAUCUCCGGGAUGAGGGGAAAGUCUUGAAUGAGGAGAUGGAUGCGAAUCUGAACCAGAUUCAGGAGCAGUGUCUCCUUGCCAAAGACAUGCUGGCGAACAUUCAGGCACGGAUGGAACAGCAGAACUCCUUCGACUUCCUCACAGACAUCACAAAGCUCCUAGAGAACAUGGAGAAAGGAAUGAAGACACUUGUACCCAGACAGCUUAUCUCCAAAAAGCUGAGCCUAGGUCGCUUCAAAGGUCCUAUCCAGUAUACCAUCUGGAGGGAAAUGCAGUCCAUUCUCUCUCCAGGCCCAUCUCAACUAACUCUGGAUCCUAAAACAGCUCAUCCAAAUCUGGUGCUAUCCAAUAGCCGGACCAGUGUGUGCCACGGUGAUGUUAAACAGGUAAUGCCUGAUGACCCAGAGAGGUUUGAUUCAAGUGUGGCUGUGCUAGGCUCAAAAGGCUUCACCUCUGGGAAAUGGUACUGGGAAAUAGAAGUGGCAAAGAAGACAAAAUGGACGAUUGGAAUCGUCAGAGAGUCUAUCAUUCGGAAGGGGAGCUGCCCUCUGACUCCAGAGCAAGGAUUCUGGCUUCUAAGACUAAGGAACCAAACGGAUCUAAAGGCCCUGGAUCUGCCCUCAUGCAGUCUGAACCUAGGUGAUCUCAGAAGGGUGGGUGUGUACCUGGAUUAUGAGGGAGGGCAGGUGUCCUUCUACAAUGCUACGAACAUGACCCAUCUUUACACCUUCACUAGUGUUUUCCUGGAGAAACUUUUCCCCUACUUGUGCCCCUGCCUUAAUGACGGUGGGGAGAAUAAAGAGCCAUUGCACAUCGUACAUCCACAGUGAUUAAGUUAUACUAUUGUAUAAAUUCAGGGCGUUAUUAAAGUAUUGAAAUAGUU